AUGGGUGAAGGUCUUCAGAUUCCUAACUUUCCUCCCGUUUUACUGGGCUUCAGCGUAGCCUAUGUAGUGGGUUACGGUGAAGUCGUGCCACAGCUAGCUCUCGUUGGUGACGCGUUCUUCGUCUUUGGUCGUAUCUUUAUCGGAGGUCCUGGGUUUGCGACUAUUGCCGAUGCGUCCUUCUGGGGUGCCUCACUAGUCUUCUU
Messenger RNA from Perkinsus marinus ATCC 50983, 203 nucleotides. RefSeq lists its product as hypothetical. The transcript is spliced from 3 exons. The annotation marks the transcript as partial. The record is from RefSeq and is a predicted model, not a curated record. NCBI's taxonomy places the organism in Eukaryota, Perkinsozoa, Perkinsida, Perkinsidae.